Molecule: messenger RNA, 597 nt
Organism: Clunio marinus
Lineage: Eukaryota; Metazoa; Arthropoda; Insecta; Diptera; Chironomidae
Source: the annotation of a GenBank genome assembly
AUGGUUGAAAUUGAGUCAAAAGGAACGCGCAUUGAAAGGAUCAUUGCAUCGAAAAUUGAAAGAAUGAAAAUGGCGAGCUUAAUGAUUUUAUGUGCUUCUGUUAUUUUCUUAAUCCCACAAGUCCUUUUAGCUUAUCAAAAUUCUGUUCAAUUUAUCAGUGUUGAAGCGUUUAUCGUAAAUAUAAUCAAGAAAUCACAUCUUCUGAAAGAAUCAGAAAUGAUUGAAGACAUUUUAGUAUCAAAGAAAAUAAUUAACAUGAUUUGCGAAAUUUCGGAUAAUGUUGGAAAAGUUUAUGCUGUUACCUUCUGGUCGCAACAUUCAAUUUCAUGCUUUCAAUCCCUAACUUUAUCCGAACUUGGAGAAUUAUCAAAUUUUCUUAGUUACGACAACUGCGUUAUUACUGUCCUGGUUUAUUCUUCUUAUAAUGUUUGGAUUAAGCAUUUGGAUGAAAAAUCAAGCGGAAGAAAUUGUGAAAAUUGGACUUCAGAUCCAAUACAAAGUGAAAGCGUCACCAAAAGUCAUCAAAUUUGCUCAACUGCUUUCCUUGCAACUUCAUCAUCGUCCACCACUAAUUUCUUAUGGAGUGUUUGUUGUUGA